Coregonus clupeaformis (lake whitefish) is the source of this 2592-nucleotide messenger RNA. RefSeq names its product sia-alpha-2,3-Gal-beta-1,4-GlcNAc-R:alpha 2,8-sialyltransferase. Lineage: Eukaryota; Metazoa; Chordata; Actinopteri; Salmoniformes; Salmonidae. Gene Ontology annotation, biological process: N-glycan processing; oligosaccharide metabolic process. The transcript is spliced from 5 exons. Gene Ontology annotation, molecular function: alpha-N-acetylneuraminate alpha-2,8-sialyltransferase activity. The coding region runs from base 241 to 1431 and encodes 396 amino acids. The record is from RefSeq and is a predicted model, not a curated record.
CGGUGCACCGGGAGAAUGAGAACCGCUCUGAGCCCAGAGAUAGAGACAUACCUUCAAAACAAGAAACCACCUUCCAUUUCAGAUGCUGCUUUCAGCUUCUCUCUGACUGUCUCUAGGUAUGAAAUAAAAUAGGGCAUGCCAGCGGACCGUGUCCUUCUCCUAAACAUGUCGCUUCUCUUCCGCUGAAUAGCAACAUAGCUGUCCUUGUCGUUGCACAGACGGGAAUGUCAACUCCGCAAGAUGGUCCGUAUAGCGAGCGUCCUGGGGUUGGUGAUGUUCAGUGUUGCUCUGCUCAUACUCUCGUUGAUCAGCUACGUGUCAAUAAAGAAAGAUUUUCUCUUCACGACCCCCAAAUAUGCAAGUUCAGGGGGUCCUCGGAUGUAUAUGUUUCAUGCCGGAUUUCGCCACGGUCCAAUCCCUUCACAAGUACGAUACCAUCAGGACAUCAUCCAACCAAUUGACAUCAGGUCUCAGCUGGCCAUGAAGUACCUGGACCCGGCCUUCACCCCUCUGACCAAUGCCCUGAAUGAGGGCCUCCAGGAGAACACCUCCAAAUGGCGCUAUAACAGAACGGCUUUCACAGAACAGAGAAAAGAGAUCUCUCAGCACAUCGACAUCGCCCACAACUUCACCCUGACCCGGAGCAGCGUGCGCGUGGGUCAGCUGAUGCAUUACGACUACUCCAGCCACAAGUACGUCUUCUCCGUCGGAGAGAACUUCAAGUCCCUGCUCCCCGAGGCCUCCCCCAUCGUCAACAGGCACUACAACGUGUGCGCCGUGGUGGGCAACAGCGGCAUCCUCACAGGGAGUCGCUGCGGCCCCGAGAUCGAGAAGUUUGACUUUGUCUUCCGUUGCAACUUCGCUCCCACCGAGAUCUUCCGCCGGGACGUGGGGCGGAGGACCAACCUCACGACCUUUAACCCCAGCAUCCUGGAGAAGUACUACAACAAUCUGCUGACCAUCCAGGACAGGAACAACUUCUUCCUGAGUCUCAAGAAGCUGGACAGGGCCAUACUCUGGAUCCCUGCCUUCUUCUUCCAUACCUCGGCCACGGUGACCAGGACCCUGGUGGACUUCUUUGUGGAGCACAGAGGACAGCUGAAGGUUCAGCUAGCGUGGCCUGGCAACAUCAUGCAGUACGUCAACCGAUACUGGAAGACCAAGCAGCUGUCACCGAAGCGUCUGAGCACGGGGAUCCUCAUGUACACUCUGGCCUCAUCCAUGUGUGAGGAGAUCCACCUGUACGGCUUCUGGCCCUUUGGCUGGGACCCCAACACGGGCAAGGAGCUGCCCUACCACUACUACGACAAGAAGGGUACCAAGUUCACCACCAAGUGGCAGGAGUCCCACCAGCUGCCAGCAGAGUUCAAACUACUCUAUAAGAUGCACACGGAGGGACUUAUCAAACUAACGCUCUCACAUUGUGCCUAGACCUGACUGGACUGGACCAAACCAGACUGGACCGGACCGACCUGGACCAGACUUGACCGGACCGACCUGGACCAGACUGGCAUGGACUAGAUCAGACCAAAAGGCCAAUUCUGGCAUGAUGUCAUUUUCUGGUUGUGAACUGGUUUUCUGGUUGAGAAGACGUUAAGUAACCAGAUUACAACCAAUUGUUCGCUGUUACUGUACAGACAGGUAUACAUGUAUUUUUAAUGACGACAUCAAGAAGUCAUGAGAAAGACGUUAUAUUUUGCUUGUUAUCUGGUCAGAUAACCAGAUCACAACUAUAUAAAGACGUAUUUUUCUGGUUGUAAAAAUACGUUAGCAUAACGUCAUUAUACAAUCAGUGUACAGUACGACCUGACCAUGACAUCACUGCAACCUGUUUUGCCUGCUGCGAUGGGCCAGUGAGAUUCUCACUAUCUGGCUGCCCAAGAUGGCUGCCCAAGAUGGCUGCCCAAGAUGGCUGCCCAAGAUGGCUGCCCAAGAUGGCUGCCCAAGAUGGCUGCCCAUGUUGUUGCCUGCUAGUGCUACGCUUUGUGACAGCUAUACUAGAGCAGCUAAGACACAGUAAAUCAGCCUUUAUCUCUAACCUGAGCUCAUCAUUCUUUAUCAGAGCUCUGGUUUAUAUAUGGCACAAUAGAAAUGACAGAAAUACAUUGAGAUUAUAUACUGUUUGUGCAGGUGCAGCCAGUUAUAUUCUAACAAAGUGGUUAUGGUGAUUAUUUACGUCAGGUCUUUUUCUCAGGAGAUUUAAGUUGCUGUGUUUUUUUUGUUGUUGUAGGCUUUUUAAGAAUUCGAACAAUGUUAACAAAGUAUCACUGCUGAAUAAUGGAACUUUCAUUUAACAGGGCACGAGAAAUGCAGGUACAGUAAACCCAAGACCCCUACAGAAGCCUUUGGGAGUGUUGCUGAGGUGUAGAUGGAGUUAGAAUUGCACAUUGCUACGCGUUUAUGUACUGUGACUGUUCAGAUAUAUAUUAUUCUGUGUGUAUUACAGUAACUUCUGCGUAGUCCUACUGUAUAUGGCGCUAUGACUGAGAAUGAAUAGACUUCAAUACAAGAAUGGGAUGAAACACUGUAUAUACAGCAGUAUGUGGACACCCCUUCAAAUUAGUGUAUUCGGCUAUUUCAGCCACACACGUU